Messenger RNA from Cannabis sativa, 2767 nucleotides. Its product is annotated as cysteine-rich receptor-like protein kinase 10. The transcript is spliced from 7 exons. The record is from RefSeq and is a predicted model, not a curated record. Lineage: Eukaryota; Viridiplantae; Streptophyta; Magnoliopsida; Rosales; Cannabaceae. Gene Ontology annotation, molecular function: ATP binding; protein kinase activity. Bases 388 to 2550 code for a protein of 720 amino acids. Gene Ontology annotation, biological process: protein phosphorylation.
AAUAUGAGUCAUUAAAAAACAAAAUAAAAAUCAUACAAACUUUGUUCAAAAUAUUAUAUUAUUUAGUUUCAGUGAUGUCCAUAUCGUGCAACAAAAUGCCAAUACUUUUCCUUGAAUGUUAUUCAUCACCAGCAAAUAAAAGUAGAAGCUCCGGAAUCUUCUCACAUUUAUUUUUAUUUUCAGCCAAUCGUAUUUGACUUAAUGACUAUAUACAUAACGACUUAUGCGUAAGGAUCACGAUCCAUCUUCAAGUAUAAUCUUUCCCUAAAUUCUCUCCUUGUUGUUGGGCAUCAAUAGAAGAGGCAAACAAUUCAUCCACGGUUGACUUACCCAGUUUUCAAUAUUUCAUUUCUCAUCAUUUUCUUUCUUUUUUUCUUUUUCUUUUUUAUGCUUACUACCGUAGUCCAUGAUCACAUCAUAAUUCAUAAGAAAUUAAGAAAGCUCAUAAACAUAACAAACUCAACUUUUGUGAGCUUUUUAUCAAACCUGAAAAAGCUGAACGAAAAUAUAAUGAUGCUAAAUUUCAUAAAAAAUUCCAGUACCCUAUUUUUAUUACAAUUGUCAUUUCUAUUCAUCUCGAUCGGUCUAAGCGUUGGAGCUAAUCAACCUACUUACCUCUACCACAUCUGUCCAAACACCACCACUUUCACCCCCAACAGCACAUACCAAACUAAUCUUAACAACCUCCUCUCUUCUCUAUCUUCCAAUGCCACCACCAGUGAGUUCCAUAGCGUCACUGCCGGUAAAGGCUCCUCCUCCCCAAUAUACGGCAACUUCCUCUGCCGCGGAGACGUCAACGCUACUGUAUGCCGAGAUUGUGUGACGUUUGCCGUCAAAGACAUCGUCAAGCUGUGCCCUGUUGAGAAAGAGACCAUAAUAUGGUACGACGAAUGCCAAUUGCACUACUCUAACAAGUCAUUCUUCGGCACCUUAUCCAACAGCCCUGGUGGAGCCUAUCUUGUGAACACUGGAGACAUCACGGACCUUUACGAGUUCAAUCAGCUAGUUAACGCUACCACUGAGGUGGCGGCAAUUGAGGCUGCCAAAGGCGUGGGAGGGGAGAAGAAGUACGCCACGAAAGAUGCCAACUUCAAUGGGUUCCAAAGAUUGUACACCCUUGCGCAAUGUACACCGGACCUGAACGCCUCCAGUUGCCGUACAUGCCUAACCAUGGCCCUCGGAGAGCUCCCCACGUGUUGCUCUGGAAAGAUUGGGGGAAGAGUUCUGUUGCCUAGCUGUAAUUUUAGGUACGAGCUCUAUCCCUUUUACACUCAAAAUGCAACAACACCACCACCUGCAGCAACCCCAUUGCCGCCGCCGCCUGGUCCAUCUCCAUCUCCUCCUCCUCCAGGUUUCAUUUCGAGUUCUAAAGGAAAUGGAAAAGUCUCAGCCCGAACAAUCGUUGUCAUUGUCGUCCCAAUUGUUGUUGCUCUGCUCCUAUUCAUAUUGGGAUUUUGUUUUCUAACCAAGAGAGCAAAAAAGAAGCACACAUUGGCUGAAGGGCGUGAUGAUAUUACUACCCCUGAUUCUUUGCAAUUUGACUUGGCUACAAUUGAAGCUGCCACAAACAAGUUCUCAGCUGAUUAUAAGUUAGGUGAAGGCGGAUUUGGUGAGGUUUACAAGGGCACACUUCCUAAUGGACAACAAGUAGCUGUGAAGAGACUAUCAAAAGGUUCUGGACAAGGUGCAAUCGAAUUUAAGAAUGAAGUUGUAGUGUUAGCUAAGCUUGAACACAGAAACCUUGUAAGAUUGUUGGGAUUUUGCUUGGAAGGACAAGAGAAGUUGCUUGUUUAUGAAUUUCUUCCCAAUAAAAGCCUUGACUCUUUUUUAUUUGACGCUGAAAGACAAGAAGAGUUAACGUGGGCAAUACGUUACAAGAUUAUAGCAGGAAUUGCUCGAGGCAUUCUAUAUCUCCACGAGGAUUCUCAACUUAGAAUUAUACAUCGUGAUCUCAAAGCUAGUAAUAUUUUAUUAGAUGCGGAUAUGAAUGCAAAGAUUUCUGACUUUGGAAUGGCAAGAAUGUUUGAUGUUGAUCAAACUCGAGCAAAUACAAAUAGAAUUGUUGGUACAUAUGGUUAUAUGUCUCCAGAGUAUGCAAUGCACGGACAAUUCUCUAUCAGAUCUGAUGUGUAUAGUUUUGGUGUAUUGAUCCUAGAGAUUAUUAGUGGCAAAAAGAAUAGUAGUUUCUAUCAAACCGACUAUGCUGAGGACCUCUUGAGCUAUGCUUGGAAACUUUGGAAGGAGGGAAAUCCCCUGAAAUUAUUGGAUCCAUCAUUGGAACAUUCUUAUUCAGAUAAUGAAGUUGUGAGAUGCAUCAACAUAGGGCUACUAUGUGUUCAAGAAGAUCCAGAAGAAAGACCAACACUGAAGACAAUAGUUCUUAUGUUUAACAGUUGCUCAAUCACUUUGGCAGCACCGAAUCGACCAGCAUUUUACAACAGAACCGAUGCAGGCAUGCCAUCAAUGGGAAUAAAGCUUGAUGACUCUAGAAGCGAUGACUUUCCACAAUCGAUCAAUGAAGCAUCAAUAACUGAUUUAUAUCCUCGUUGAUUUGUAUAUUUAAGUAGAAAACAUUAAAUAAAAUUCAUUUAUUACAAUUUUUUUUAUUGUGCGACUGGUCUUUUCUGAUUUAAGAGUUAAAUUUAUUUACAGAUUAACUUAAUUAUAAAUAUUCUCAAUAAUCAGAUUUUUUUGCCCUUACUAUAUUCAUUUUUUUCCCUUUUCGAAUAUUUUCAAUGUGAUUAAGCUUAAGAAAUUAAUGCUGCGU